Molecule: messenger RNA, 3511 nt
Organism: Hemiscyllium ocellatum (epaulette shark)
Lineage: Eukaryota; Metazoa; Chordata; Chondrichthyes; Orectolobiformes; Hemiscylliidae
Product: late histone H2B.L4-like
Exons: 1
Coding region: 89-469 (126 amino acids)
Cellular component (GO): nucleosome
Molecular function (GO): structural constituent of chromatin; protein heterodimerization activity; DNA binding
Source: RefSeq, a predicted model, not a curated record
UCAUUAGCAUUACUGACGCUGUCAGUGUAUAAAAGGCGAGCUCGGAGCCCGCUUUCCCCUUACACUGUGUGUGAAAGGGAGCGGCAGGAUGGCGGAUGAGAAGAAAGCACAGGCAGUCCCCAAAAAGGGCGCUAAGAAAAUGGUCAAGAAGCCGGCAGCGAAGGGCGUCAAGCAGAGGAGGCGGCGGAGGAAAGAAACUUACUCCAUCUACAUCUACAAAGUGAUGAAGCAGGUUCACCCCGACACCGGCAUCUCCUCCAAGGCCAUGAGCAUCAUGAACUCGUUCGUCAAAGAUAUUUUCGAGCGGAUCGCGGGGGAAGCUUCCCGCCUGGCCCAGUACAACAAGCGCAGAACCAUCAGCUCCCGGGAGAUCCAGACCGCCGUGCGGCUGCUGCUGCCCGGGGAGCUGGCCAAGCACGCCGUGUCGGAGGGCACAAAGGCGGUGACCAAGUACACCAGCUCCAAGUGAAGGGCAGCAUUGGAGUGAAAACCAAAACCCAACGGCUCUUUUCAGAGCCACCUCCACCUUCCGUGAAACAGCUGAACUAGUAUCGUUCUGAGUAUGUACGGUGAAUGUGACCACGGUAUUGGGGUUGGAUGAAGAUUGUGUCAAUGAAUGAGUGCCCGCCGACCCUCUGCGCGCCUUAUUCUCGGAUAUAUUCCUGUAUAUCCUGUAAUCCCUGCCCGGGAGGGAGAUCAUGGUAAAUGCCACAGUCAUUUCUCAGCUGCUUCCGCGUUACUCGAUCAGUUCAGGAGCAAAAGGUCCCUGUGGGGUAUGAACCCCGAGUUUCACUCCCUACAAACCAACCCACCCGCCGGCAGGCAAAGGAAAUGUUUCCCCCUGCGUCCCAUUUGCCUUGGUUUUUAUUUCCAAAUCUCCAUGCGAGUAUUGUCCGGAUGCAGAAUGCUAUAAAUGCUGCCGGGGAGACAUUCCAAAUGAUCUGCACUAACCCCAGAACAGCAGCAAGACUGGCCCCGUAAAUGUGGGCCUUUUACUGAUCUCUGAUCGAGUCCAAUAGGGAGGGCAACUUGAACAUCUUCCCGAAAGGCGGUGUUCGCUGUUAACGCGCCCACGCCGGAGAACGUUCCCUGAUGUUUGAUCAAUAUAACCGGGUGCUCCUGAAAUGGGAAGGAAAGGAUUAGUUGCACAUUGCAGUGUUUGGCGCCUUUUUUGUUUCCGCUGAGCUUCAAGUUCAGAAAAUCCCCUUCCAGAUCAGAAAUGGGCAGAUUGAAGUGGGCGGGGGAAUGGGGUAAAGGGACACUGUGUAAAGUGUACAUUUUUAAAGUAGAAUUAACUCGAGUAUUCGUGCAUUCUUCCGUGUUAAAGUAUCCCCUUUCCAUGACAUAUUGGCGGGCUUUUCAAAUUGGAAAGAAAGCGGUUGAUGAUGUGGGGCCGGGAGCUUCCGCCUUCCUCCCCGGGCCCCCUCCGGAUUGGCGAAUGGAGCAGUUCCCUGUUUGGGAAUUGAAACAACGUUUAGGGGGAUGUUGGAGAGGUUUGAAGGAGAAUGGGUGACCUUUAGGGGAAAGGAGAACUUUCUGAAGGGAGUUGGGGCAGGAGAUGCUGGGGAAAUGUCACUGAUUAACAUUUUAUUUUCAAAUCUCCAUGCGAGUAUUGCCCGGAUGUAAAAUGUUGUAAAUGUUCCUGUCUGCUGUCAGUGAGAAACUUUCAAAAUGUAAGGGACACAGUUUAGAAUAUGAGGCGAAGAAAGAAAUGUGGAACUUGCUGAUCUUGUUAUUAUUUCACAGCGAGCCGUUGGUGAUGGUUUAUGAGCUGAGGUGAAGACUUGAUAACCAUUUGUCUUUUUUUAAUUAGAUAAGGGAGUCUCUGGGUAUGGGCAGCAAGCAGGGACAUGUGAUUCAAACCAUAACUGGAGCAAUUUGUGAUCAUUUCUUAUGACAGAAUACACAGAGGCAGAUGAAAAUACCACAGAUGUCUGACUUUUGUGAUGGUUUUCUGCUCUGAGAUCUUCAACAUGACAGAAACCUGAACAAAAUAAUACCUGUCUGUUAAAAAAGACAUAUAGAACAGUACAGCACAGAACAGGCCCUUCAGCCCACGAUGUUGUGCUGACCACUGAUCCUGAUGUAUGCACCCUCAAAUUUCUGUGACCAUAUGCAUGUCCAGGAGUCUCUUAAAUGUCCCCAAUGACCCUGCCUCCACAACUGCUGCUGGCAAUGCAUUCCAUGCUCUCUCAACUCUGUGUAAAGAACCAGCCUCUGACAUCCCCCUAUACUUUCCUCCAACCAGCUUAAAACUAUGACCCCUUGUGUUGGUUAUUUCUGCCCUGGGAAAUAGUCUCUGGCUAUCGACUCUAUCUAUGCCUCCUAUUAUCUUGUAUACCUCAAUUAGGUCCCCUUUUCUCCAAUGAAAAAUGUCAGAGCUUAGUCAACCUCUCUCAAUAAGAUAAGCCCUCCAGUCCAGGCAGCAUCCUAGUAAACCUCCUCUGAACCCUCUCCAAAGCAUCCACAUCUUUCUUUUAAUAGGGCCACCAGAAGUGGACGCAGUAUUCCAAGUGUGGUCUAACCAAAGUUUUAUAGAGGUGCAACAAGAUCUCACGACUCUUAAACUCAAUCCCCCUGUUAAUGAAAGCCAAAACACCACAUGCUUUUUUAACAAUCCUGUCCACUUGGGUGGCCAUUUUAAGGGAUGUAUGUAUCUGCACCCCAAGAUCCCUCUCUUCCUCCACACUUCCAAGAAUCCUAUCCUUAAUCCUGUACUCAGCUUUCAAAUUCGACCUUCCAAAAUGCAUCACCUCGUAUUUAUCCAGGUUGAACUCCAUCUGCCACCUCUUAGCCCAUCUCUGCAUCCUGUCAAUGUCCCGCUGCAGCCUACAACAGCCCUCUAUAAUGUCAACGAUACCUCCAUCCUUUGUGUCAUCUCCAAACUUGCCAACCCAUCCUUCAAUCCCCUCAUCCAAGUCAUUAAUAAAAAUUACAAACAAUAGAGGCCCAAGGACAGGGCCCUGUGGAACACCACUCCCCACAGACUUCCAGGCAGAAUAUUUUCCUUCCACUACCACUCACUGUCUUCUGUUGGCCAGCCAAUUCUCUAUCCAGACAGCUAUGUUCCCCUGAAUCCCAUUCCUCCUGACCUUCUGAAUAAGCCUACCAUGGGGGAACCUGUUCAAAUGCCUUGCUGAAGUCCAUAUACACCACAUCCACAGCUCGACCCUAAUCAACGUUUCUAGUCACGUCCUCAAAGAACUCGAUAAGGUUUGUGAGGUAUGACCUGACCCCUUCAAAGCUGUGUUAACUGCAUUUAAUCAAGCCAUGCUCUUCCCGAUGGUCAUAAAUUCUAUCCCUCAGAAUCCUUUCUGGAGCCUUAAUGGACAUUCUAACAGAUGAGAGACUUAACAAACAAUCAAGGUAUUUUUCAAUGUAAAAUUUCAAUUACAUCACACUAAACUGUUGCUAUAAAUUCUGUGUCUUAGAAUUGUGUCCUCCACAACCACCUGAUGAAGAAGCAGUGCUCCAGAAGCUAGUGCUUCCAAUUAAACCUGUUGGACUCUAA